GGCAUCGGCCCCGCCCCCUCGCUGGGCUGCUCGGGCUCCGCCGGCGGCGGCUCAGAGCGGAGGCUGCGCACGUCUGUGAGUGUAGGGGACCGUCGGUAGUGAAGCGGCAGGUCCUGCGACCUCCUGCGCCCCCCAGCGUCCCUGGGUACUACCGGUGGGCCCUGGAGGGCCGAGGCCGGUGGGGGCCCCGCCCGCGCUCCCGCACGCAGGUGGGACUGAGCCCGCGGAGCAGGUGUGCCGCGCCGGGUGCUCGCGGGCCCGUCGGUCGGCGCAGCCGGCGGCAGCGGGGGCAGCCCUCGCGCGACGUUGACACGACGGUGCCAGAACGCGCGUGCUGUGCGUCUGGGGCGAGACCCCGAGCUCUGGAGCCUGAAAGGCUGGGAUCGGUUCCCGCUCCGUCACCUGUUAGGUGGCCUGGGUCCAGGUUUCAGCUUCUUGCAACAAAGUAGCCCUUGUGAAGUAGGAAGAAGGGCCCCUCUGUGAACAAUAGUUUUACCUGGAAGAGAAACCUCUCUGACUUAAGCUCUUUCUCCAGAGCUUCAGAGCAAGAGACAAGAUCCCAAGAAGAAGCAGAUCCUAGAUUUGCAUGAUCAGAAGCAGUUCUUGUUCCUCCUGCCCAGGCUGAGCCUUUACCAUUCCUAUGCUGUCCCAGGAGCCGCAGAAAAUGAAUACAUCUCAGGCCUCGGUGUCGUUCAAGGAUGUGACUGUGGAACUCUCCCCGGAGGAGUGGCAGCACAUGGGCCCUGCCCAGAGGACUCUGUACAGAGAGGUGAUGCUGGAGAACUAUAGCCACCUGGUCUCCGUGGGGUUCUGCUUUCCCAAACCAGAACUGAUCUUCACAUUGGAACAAGGAGAAGAUCCGUGGUCACUAGAGAAAGAGAAAGGAUUCCUAAACUGGAGUUCCCCUGCUGACACAACAUCUUUGUUGGUGUGUGGUGCUGAGGAUCGAACCCAGGCCGCAUGCAUGCCAGAAGACUCACAACCUGAUAAAGUCUCAGAAAAGAGCCCAGAAAAUCAAGGCAAACGUUUGUGGCAAGUUUUGUUCACCAACAGAUCAUUGACUACAGAGCAAGAGAUUCCAGAGAAACCAUGUAACCUGGAAAUAAAUAUUUUCCCUGCAAGAAUGAUGCCUUAUCAGUGUAUUGCUUCUGGGCCUACUUACCCGAGCCUCAGCCUUUUGGCCUCUUGCCGUCAGUAUUCAGGAGGAAAGACUUGUGAGCUUAACUUGUGUGAGGGGCGGCUCCUCAGUAUUAAGGGUCACACAACUAUACUUGGAGAGGAGUCUUUUGUCUGCAGUAAGAAUGUGAGAGCUCUUCAUUGUAAGGAGGAAGUUAUUCAGCCUCAGACAAUUCAGAAUUUCGGGCAGGAUUUUCAAUAUAAAGAACGAGGUAAAACUUUACUUGAAAAGGCUGCCCUCAUUACUUCUCCUGUGGUCCACCAAAAGGUGAAAUCGUAUAAAUUCAAUACGUUUGGAGAAAACCAAGGUGACAGAUCCACCUUUUUCAUCUCCCAGAGCAUUCAUCCAAAGGACAAGAGUCACAGUGAGCUUAAUGAAAGCAGGAAUAGUUUCAGUAGGACCACCCAAAGAACUGACACAGGAGGAAAACCCUUUGGCCACAAAUCCCACAUUAGAGGAGAGCAGAGAAUUAACUUUGAGGUGAAGCACUUUGAAUCUAAAAAAAAUUUCAGCCAUAAUUUACCCCCGCAAGUGCAUCAGAGAACUCACACAACAGAUAAACCCGCUGACCUUAACACGUGUGCAGAAACAUUAAGCUGCCAAUCAAUUUUUAAUGAGCAUCCAAGAACCCACAUAAGGGUGAAACCCUGUGAGUGUGAUGCAUGUGGGAAAUCCUGCUCUAUGGAUUUAUGCCUGAUGCGGCCUCAGAAAAGUCAGAGUGGGGAGAAACCUUAUGAAUGUCCUGACUGUGGGAAAGCUUUCAGUGAGAAGGCACGCCUAAGGAAACAUCAGAGAACUCACACAGGAGAGAAGCCAUACAGAUGUGACGGAUGUGAGAAGUCUUUCAGUGCAAAGUCAGGCCUCAGAAUCCAUCAAAGAACCCACACGGGGGAGAAACCCUUCGAAUGUCAUGAAUGUGGGAAGUCUUUCAACUAUAAGUCAAUCCUCAUAGUCCACCAGAGAACGCACACGGGAGAGAAACCCUUUGAAUGCAGUGAAUGUGGCAAGUCUUUCAGCCACAUGUCAGGCCUUAGGAAUCACCGGAGAACUCAUACAGGGGAGAGACCCUAUCAAUGUGAUGAGUGUGGGAAAGCUUUCAAACUGAAGUCAGGCCUAAGAAAGCACCACCGAACACACACAGGGGAGAAGCCCUACAAAUGUAAUCAGUGCGGAAAAGCUUUUGGACAGAAAUCACAGCUUAGAGGGCACAACAGAAUUCACACAGGGGAGAAACCCUACACCUGCAGUCACUGCGGGGAAGCGUUCAGUCAGAAGUCAAACCUCAGAGUACAUCACAGAACUCACACUGGGGAGAAACCCUAUAAAUGUGAUGAGUGUGGGAAAACCUUCAGGCAGAAAUCAAAUCUCCGAGGACACCAGAGAACUCACACCGGGGAGAAGCCCUAUGACUGUAAUGAAUGUGGAAAAGCUUUUAGUGAGAAGUCAGUGCUGAGAAAGCACCAGCGGACUCACACGGGGGAGAAACCCUACACCUGUACUCAGUGUGGGGAAGCUUUCAGUCAGAAAUCAAACCUCAGAGUACACCAGAGAACUCACACAGGAGAGAAACCUUACAAAUGUGAUAAAUGUGGGAAAACUUUCAGCCAGAAAUCAAGCCUUAGAGAACAUCAAAAAGCCCAUGCAGGAUUGAAUCUGUAUGAGUGCACCAAUUGUGGAAAGUCUUCCUUUGAGAAGUCAUCCCUGGAGGAACACAAUAAAUAUAACACUGCUAUGAAACCCUAUAGAUGUAGUGAAUGUGGGAAAUCCUUUUGUCAGAAAGGCCAUCUCAUUCAGCACCAGAGAACUCACACAGGAGAGAAACCAUUUGAAUGUAAUGAAUGUGGAAAAACUUUCUCCCAAAAGUCCCACCUCAAUACACAUCAAAGAAUUCACACAGCAGAGAAACCCUAUAAGUGUAAUGAAUGUGGGAAGACAUUUGUCCAAAAGUCAACCCUCAGGGGACAUCUGAGAAUCCACACAGGAGAGAAACCCUAUGAAUGUAUUGAGUGUGGGAAAACUUUUGUUCAGAAGUCAACCCUCAGAGAUCAUCACAGAAUUCACACAGGGGAGAAAUCCUUUCAUUGUAAUGAAUGUGGAAAAACUUUUGGCCAGAAAUCUAACCUCAGAAUACAUCAAAGAACUCAUAGUGGGGAGAAGACAUACCAGUGUAAUGAAUGUGAAAAAUCCUUCUGGCGCAAAGAUCAUCUAAUUCAACAUCAGAAAACUCACACAGGAGAGAAACCAUUUCAGUGUAAUGAGUGUGGGAAAACCUUUGCCCGGACAUCAACCCUCAGAGUGCAUCAGAGAAUUCAUACUGGGGAGAAACCAUUUAAAUGUAAUGAGUGUGGGAAAAAGUUUGUACGGAAAGCAAUCCUUAGUGAUCAUCAGAGAAUUCAUACAGGGGAGAAACCCUUUCAGUGUAAUAAAUGUGGGAAGAUGUUUGGGCAGAAAUCAAACCUCAGAAUACAUCAGAGAAUUCACAGUGGGGAGAAAGCUUAUGAGUGCAGUGAGUAUGGAAAAGUGUAUAAGUCAACUCUAUGUCAGAGAACUCAGGGAGGAAGGAAACUCUAUUGAUAACUAUGGAAAAUAUUUCUGACAAAGAUGGAUAUGACAACAGAAGAUAUCCAGGAAAUUCAAUUGGAAAUACACACAUGCUAAUAGUUCCAGAAAUUAACCCUUACAGUACAACUGUUUACAUAAGGAAAAAAACCAAUGGAUGUCAGCAUAGGAAGAGUUCUGUCUAGAAGGCAGUGCUAAGAUAUAUCAAAGAAUUCACAAAGACUUCUGUUUUUUCAGAGGACAAUACAAAGUCCUUUUGAAUGAAGUCAUACCCUUUUAGAUAAUUCAUGCAUCAGUCUGUUAAUCUGUUCAACAGUAAUUUUCAUUUUAUUUUUCUUUAAGGAACACAGCUAGUCUAAAUUCUCUGAACUUCCCUUUCACCCAAGAGGGAUUUGUGAUAGGCUGCUGGAAUGAGAAUGCCUGUGAUGUAUGCCAUAACCUGAUCUUACAAAUCAGAGGUCUUCCUGAGAAGCUUCCAGGGACCUGUAAGAAUAAAAUGAAUGAUUUCUGGGUUGUCAUGCCUUAAUGUGGCAUAGCCCAAGGUAAGAAAGGCCAGCAUGCCUGAAUAAAUUGAUAAGAGAGAAGUUGUCUUCCAUAUCUUUGCUGGUGAAAAAUAUUUUGAGCAAAAAUUAGACUUUAUUCUAUUGAAGUUUUGCAUGUCUUGAUGUAUUUGUUUCUACAUCUAGUUUAGCUCUCACUCUGUUAGGAAGGCAGAAUAUGAGUAUGUAAACCAAGUCUAAGUCAUCCAGAGGACACCAGCCUCAUCAGAAGACUACUGGGUUGAGGAGUCUCUCCAGGAUGAUCAGAGAAUUCAUACAAAAGUCAUCCUUUCCAUAUAUUGAAGUAGAUGGUAUCACUUGAUACAGUGUUGUAGAUGAACCUGAAGUGUUGAGAGAGGAAUUUUUGUUGGUUGAUUUGGGUUGAAUGGUGAACAGCCACCAUACAGCUCAAACGAACUAUUGUUGAAUGGCAUAAAACCACUUCCUUCAGUCCUAUACCACAGCCUUACUCUUUAAAGAUUAAGGUUUCCUUAUCAGGGCUGGAAACCUGAGUAUUCUAGGGUGAUGUCUGGGACGGGAAAAGACUCAAAUGUUUAUGGCUUUAUUGGAUACAAGUGCCCAAGUCCACAACUUGCCAAUUCUGAUGGAGGUAGGGGCCCCUAGAUUUAGCUAAUAUGGUUUGGAAGGGAAACAAAAGUAACUUGGUGGAUGGAACUGUUUAGGCCAUUGCAAUCAAUAUACUGUGGUUACUUCUAUAUCUCAAAGUGUAGUAGUGCUGGGGAUGUGGCACAGUGAUAAGGUGCUUGCCUAGCAUGUAUGAGGCCCUUGGUUCAAUCCCCCCAUUGCAAAAAAAAAAA
This is a messenger RNA of Ictidomys tridecemlineatus (thirteen-lined ground squirrel), 5093 nucleotides long. The record is from RefSeq and is a predicted model, not a curated record. NCBI's taxonomy places the organism in Eukaryota, Metazoa, Chordata, Mammalia, Rodentia, Sciuridae.